GCCCCCUUCCCAUCCGCGCUCAAUACCCGGCAGAAAUCCGAGAUAGGCAGAGCAGAUCGCCGGCUGUCCCAGCCUGGUAUGUUCCCUCCCAUAAAAAGUUUUGUUUCUGUGUCUGGAGACAUCUUGGGUUCGGCACAUGCGUGGCUCGAUCUUCAGGUUCUAACACACCUUCCUGUUGGUCGGCCGACCAAUUAAGUGCCAAAGAGGGAAUAAAAUGUUGUCGCCACAAAGAUCUCUGCUCAUAACCAUCAUCUGUCUUGCUCAAAUUUGUUGGUGUCUACAACAAAAAAUGAACUACAGGGAAAAAGAGAAACAGGUUCUAGAUCAAAUCCUUGGCCCAUCGAGUUACGACGCUAGGAUAAGACCUUCUGGUGAAAACGGAACAGCUGGUCCCACAGUUGUCAACGUCAACAUGUUCCUUCGCUCCAUCAGCAAAAUUGAUGAUUACAAAAUGGAAUACAGCGUGCAGUUAACAUUCAGAGAACAGUGGCAUGACGAAAGGCUGAAAUUCAAUGACUUUAAUGGAAAAAUCAAAUAUUUGACGCUUACCGAGUCAAACAGAGUUUGGAUGCCCGAUCUGUUCUUUUCGAAUGAAAAGGAGGGCCAUUUCCACAACAUAAUCAUGCCUAACGUUUACAUAAGAAUUUUCCCUCAUGGAUCUGUCCUAUACAGUAUAAGGAUAUCGCUGACGCUCUCCUGCCCAAUGAACCUCAAGCUGUACCCCCUGGAUAGACAGAUAUGUUCUCUGCGAAUGGCAAGUUAUGGCUGGACAACUGACGACUUAGUAUUUCUAUGGAAAGAAGGCGAUCCCGUACAAGUCGUGAAGAAUCUUCAUCUGCCUCGUUUCACAUUGGAAAAAUUUCUCACAGAUUACUGUAACAGCAAAACCAACACUGGCGAAUACAGUUGUUUGAAGGUGGAUCUGCGAUUUAAGAGAGAAUUUUCAUACUACCUUAUUCAAAUUUACAUCCCUUGCUGCAUGUUGGUGAUCGUGUCGUGGGUAUCAUUCUGGCUCGACCAAAGUGCCGUGCCCGCUCGCGUUUCCCUCGGUGUCACAACUUUGCUUACAAUGGCGACACAGACUUCGGGCAUAAACGCUUCCCUCCCUCCAGUCUCAUACACAAAGGCAAUUGACGUUUGGACAGGCGUCUGUCUGACAUUCGUGUUUGGAGCCUUAUUAGAGUUUGCGCUGGUCAACUAUGCUUCGAGAUCAGAUAUGCACAGAGACAACAUGCAGAAGCAGAGGCGCCAGUGUGAGCUUGAGCACGCUGCGCAGCUAGAGUCAGAGCUACUUGAAGAUGGUGGUGCAACUUUCCAAAUGAAGCCUCUUGUCCGAAGACCAGGUGACAUGCCGAUGGAAAAGAUCAGGCAGUGCGAAGUGCACAUGCAGCAACCGCAGAGGCCGAACUGCUGUCGAACAUGGCUCUCCAAAUUCCCGACGCGGUCCAAGAGGAUAGACGUAAUAUCGCGCAUCACAUUCCCUCUUGUAUUCGCUCUUUUCAACCUCACUUACUGGUCGACGUACCUAUUCAGAGAAAAUUCGGACGGUGAAUAAACAAUCAACACUAAAUUUAUAAAUAUAUGAAAAGACAUUCACACCAGAUUUAGAGUGCUGUGCUAACAAUAUCACAGUGAUUUUUAUAUAUACACAAUUUAAAAUUUAAAAGAAGCAUUUAAUAAUUAAUGUAAAUACAUUAAACUCAUCUUGUAUUCCCUCUAAAACAUAUCUAGUAAUAUGAUUAAGAUUUUACAAACAUUCUUUCUAACAAAAGAAAUUAUUCAUUUAUGAAGUGUGCAUGAUUAAAAAUGUAAUGAUAAAUAAUGAAAUUAUAAAAAAAUAAAAAUGUAUAAGUUAACGAGGUUAAGCUUAUUUUCCAAGAGGUUAGGCUUGUUGGCCUUUAAAACAAAAAUUAUAAAUGAAUGUGUUCAUUAUAAAAAACAGUACGACUAAGCAAUAAUAUAUUUUUCACAUAGAUUUUUAGGAAUAAAAAUGAUCAAAAAAUAAAGAUGAGUUCUGUCACAACCUUUUACAGGUAAGGCUUACAUAAUCAACAUUUUUAAUCUAGAUACAAAUCUUCUAAAUCCUGGUGUGAAUACAAUUAGACAAACGGGUGUCUAAACCAAUGACUUUUAACAAAUGACGCAACACACAACUAAGAGAAAAAGAGAAAAAAUCAAUUUAGUGACUAGUUUAUAAAUCAUUUUAGGCAGUAGAGCCAAUAAAAUUAUUCAAAGAGAAAAGCUUAAAUGGAAAUAUGUAGCAGAAACGUAAUACUUAUUGUGCUAAUUAUACAUUUUUAACCUCGUUCUUCAUCGGUAGCAAAAUAUAAUCCAAUCAACUUUUGCAAUGUAUAUUGGCUGUU
Cimex lectularius (bed bug) is the source of this 2363-nucleotide messenger RNA. RefSeq names its product glutamate-gated chloride channel (gene GluClalpha). The coding region runs from base 215 to 1555 and encodes 446 amino acids. Gene Ontology annotation, molecular function: chloride channel activity; transmembrane signaling receptor activity; neurotransmitter receptor activity. Gene Ontology annotation, cellular component: synapse; membrane; neuron projection. Gene Ontology annotation, biological process: regulation of membrane potential; chloride transmembrane transport; chemical synaptic transmission. The transcript is spliced from 11 exons. The record is from RefSeq and is a predicted model, not a curated record. NCBI's taxonomy places the organism in Eukaryota, Metazoa, Arthropoda, Insecta, Hemiptera, Cimicidae.